GGAUGAGUGUAGGCGUUCUAUCAAGAGAAUGCGCCGAGCCGGCAGGCUGCACUAAGUAUUGGUGCGCAAGCGCGGUGGAGGCAGGCCGGGAUUUAAAGGGGUAGUGUCCACGGGUGCUGCCCCUUAGGGGGAGUCUGUUCGGCGUUUUCAGAGGCGAGUGGGCUUUGUUCCUCCUGUUUGGAAACAUGGUUUGCGGGGGCUUCGCCUGCUCACGCAAUGCUCUGUGCGCGCUCAACGUCGUUUACGUGCUGGUUGGUCUACUACUGAUUGGAGUGGCUGCCUGGGGUAAAGAAUUUGGAAUCGUUCCCAGCCUGAACAUCAUCGGAGGGGUCAUUGCUGUGGGUUUCUUCCUGCUUCUCAUCGCCAUUGUGGGACUCAUUGGUGCUAUCAACCAUCACCAAGUCAUGCUUUUCUUUUAUAUGAUAAUUCUAGGGCUAAUCUUUAUUUUCCAGUUUGGAAUUUCCUGUGCAUGCCUGACACUAAAGCCACAUAAGCAAUGUUGUUGCAUGUUGCAUUCACACAGUACCCUGAAUCCAAUACCUGGGAUUGUGAAAUAUAAUAGUUCUAUUCAUGGAAUGUGCUGUGGCCAAACAAAUCACAUUAAGCAGAAGAUCUGUUGGUUUGUGCAACAUGUUAAGGAAAGACUUUUGAGCGGUACCUGGAAAUUGCUGAAUGACAACACCAGGAUAUCAUUGGAAAACAGCUUAAAUUGCUGUGGGCUAUUCAACAACACUGAGUCUGCUGAGCUAUUUAAGAGCGAUGUUGACAAUUGCAGUGCACCAUGCACGAAAUCAAAGAUUGGAUGCCUGAAAUGUGGCGUUGUGCUGAUGGAACAUGCAGAUGAGGCUUUUAAAAUCCUUGGUGGAGUUGGACUCUUCUUCAGUUUCACAGAGAUCCUUGGAGUAUGGCUUGCAAUGCGCUACAGAAACCAGAAGGAUCCCAGAGCCAACCCCAGUGCCUUUUUAUAGUUCUUUCUCUCCUACCACCUUCCAGGUUCCCUUUUUAGUUAGUCCCUUCUUGCUUAUUUAAGACCUCCCAUUUCCAUCACUCGAUUGCCAACAGCUCUGGCAGGCCCUAUGAGGGUGAAUUUUGCCUUUAUGCCAAAAUGCUGAUUGGAUGAAACAGCAAGCGGAGAUCUCAUCCAUGACAUGAAGCCUUGGUGGCAUGUGGCAAAGGGAUCCAGUACUGGAAGCAAAAGGCAGACAAUUAGUUGGUAUCACAUAAGAUAGUGAAAAAUCAUUUUGUUGACUCAUGUGAUUGCUGCUCCAUAACUACAAUCAUUUUGGUGUUUUUAAAAUU
Messenger RNA from Protobothrops mucrosquamatus (brown spotted pit viper), 1299 nucleotides. It is a transcript of the gene TSPAN31, whose product is annotated as tetraspanin 31. The transcript has 7 exons. Lineage: Eukaryota; Metazoa; Chordata; Lepidosauria; Squamata; Viperidae. The record is from RefSeq and is a predicted model, not a curated record. Bases 186 to 968 code for a protein of 260 amino acids. Gene Ontology annotation, cellular component: membrane.